UUUCCGGAAAUGAUUUCAAGAUGGAGAAAUUUGUUUUGUUUAUGUUCUUAAAAAUAUCAUUUAUAGCAGGAGACAUCAUUUUACAAACAGAUGAGUUUUGUUCUGUCUGCUAUGAAGAGUAUUGUAGAAAUCCAGCGUACUAUCGAACCAAAUACAACUUUCAAAACAGCAUAGAUGGAUAUGAGGAUGUUAGGUCACAGUCCUAUAAUUUUUACCAGGACUCAAGGAACUGUAUUGUAUCCAUAAAGGCCAAGCCUGAGCAUCAGAUAACAGUUGCUUUAGAUGUUCUUGACAUUGAUGCCAACCAUGGUCCUGUUAAUGAAGAUGGCAUUCCAUCCUACUGCAAAGAUUUUCUGAAACUUUUUAAUGGGCCUCGUGUUGACAAUGCCAGACUGAUCCCUGGAUUUCCCCCUGGAGGUUUGUGUGGGAAAAUCCGAUCCUCCGCAGAUUUCCCCAAUCUGAGAUCCUUCAAAACUACACAGAAUGAACUGACUGUACAGUUUGUUACUGACAAUAAAAAAGAUAGCAAAAUUGGAUUCACGCUCCGAAUCAGGCAGAUUCCUUACUCUAAUCCAGGGAACCUGUAUCCAGAUGGCAGUAAUCCUGGUGGUUGGAGUGAUGGCUCGUUCAACGAGUUCCAGAAUAACUGGGAUGAACAGAUUGUGAUCCCUGGGGGACAGGGUCCGGGCAGUGGGAACGAUUACGACAAGGAAACGAAUGGUCUGACCUGCUACUCCUGUAGUUACUGUAACGUAGAACCAUUUAAACCUGAGGACUCUGGUGUGGGUACGGAGACAGGAUGUCAUGUCUGCUCCAAGGAGUGGGACGAUGAAUACCAAGUUGCCAGAAGAAAGUGUUACUCCCAGAUUGAGUAUUACAGAGUGCUACAAAGCUUAGGAACAGAUUUGCAGCCAGUCACAGACUACAUUGGUUGUAAAAAAUUUAUCACCACCUAUCAGCGAGCCGUAAACUACUGCUUCUGCAAGGGAAACAAGUGCAAUUCAGGCAAUCAUGUGAUGUACAGUCCAAUAGUUGUGAUUUUUAGCCUUUUAUUAGUGAAGUUUUUAUACAAAAUCUGAGAAAAACUUCAUCUUUUAGAAAGGAACUGUUUUUCUACAAGGCUGUGCCAUUUUAUGGAUUGGAAUAUACAUAUCAUGACUU
Messenger RNA from Saccostrea echinata, 1161 nucleotides. RefSeq lists its product as uncharacterized. NCBI's taxonomy places the organism in Eukaryota, Metazoa, Mollusca, Bivalvia, Ostreida, Ostreidae. The record is from RefSeq and is a predicted model, not a curated record. The coding region runs from base 21 to 1079 and encodes 352 amino acids. The transcript has 7 exons.